Mya arenaria is the source of this 3211-nucleotide messenger RNA. Its product is annotated as WD repeat-containing protein 5B-like. Bases 156 to 1283 code for a protein of 375 amino acids. The transcript has 10 exons. Gene Ontology annotation, molecular function: protein binding. Lineage: Eukaryota; Metazoa; Mollusca; Bivalvia; Myida; Myidae. The record is from RefSeq and is a predicted model, not a curated record.
ACUCUCUGGUCUGCUGGUGGGAUAUGACUGUCAAGAUUUAACUCCCCUGGACUAGUUCCUCUUGGCACAUAACCAGCCACUCGACAAGGAAUCUCUUUGAACUCUGAAAUAUAAAGAGGAGCUUAAGGACAGAAGAUCACACUAAACAGCACAGCAUGAUGCCCGGGGGUCAUGAUUUAGAGGUUGUCGGGCGCGGAAGCAUCUCUUCACAGUCGUCAUCCAAUCUGAGCGAUUUUACAGCGGAACUAGGAACUGGCAGACAUGCAAAUCAUGCAGGACCAUAUUUAGAAGGCAACAUGAAACUGCUAGCUACCAUAGAAUGUCCAACAGAUGUGAUGUGUAACCGGUUUAGUGGUGAUGGCACCUUGCUUGCAGUUGGACUCAUCAAUGGAACUAUAAAAAUAUUCGAGAUGGAGCCAUUGACGUGUCACUGCCUACACAGUCUGCAGGAUGAGGAGACAAUUAAAGCCAAGCUACCAGUCACACAGAUCAGGUUCAAGCAUUUUGAAGCAGCUGACAAGCCAGAACACAAACGUAUAGUCAUAGCUUCAUAUGCCUCCGGAAUGAUAAAGUUUUGGCACUAUACAUCGGGUAAGUGUUUGCACACCAUCAACGACCCAGACCACAGUCAGAUGCUAACUCUCGCUGUCAACCCAGAAAACACACUGUUAUGUACGACUGGUGAUGACCCCAGGGUACACUUGUAUGACCUUGAAACACAGAAAAAGGUCUCUACGCUAGAACCCAGUGAUGGACGUGACAUAAUGGACGGUCACAAGUGUCGGGUGUUUGCCCUCAUGUACCACCCCACCAUACCUCAUGUAUUUAUAUCCGGGGGAUGGGACGAUACUGUGCAGUACUGGGAUGACAGAAUGAAACAUUCACAAAAACACAUCAGUGGACCACACAUCUGCGGGGAUGCCCUGGACAUAGACCCUCGACACAACCACAUCCUGACUGGAUCCUGGUGCACUGGUGUCACGCUUCAGAUCUGGGAUUUUAACACAGCGCAAAAGAUCAAGGAUGUUCCCCCGGAGCCCCUGAACAACACCAUGGUGUACUGCUGUCAGUGGCUCGGCAAUGACAGCAUCAUCUGUGGCGGACACAACCACAACAUGGCUCGUGUUAUAGACAGGGGAACACUCAAUACGACUGGUCAGUUACUUGACCUACAGCAGAGUGUGUACUGCCUGGACAAUGACCACAAGGGACACCACCCCAAGGUCGCCAUUGGCAGCCAGAACUUCAUUUAUGUCGUUCGUGAGGAGAAAAAGUCAAACUGACCAGCAUAAUUGUGAUACAAUUACGUCAAAUGUGGAUAACAGCUGACGCAGUGUUGCUAUGCAGUCUCAAUAUAAUAUCCGUCCAAGAUUGUUUAAUAUUAUACAUAUCAGCAGUAUUUAUUGCUUUGUAAGUGUAACUGUUUUGCCACAUCAGUGUUAUUGGUGUAUGUUAUAUUAUUGUUUUAUAAAAUGGCAUAUUGUUAGAACAUGUACAACAAGACUUAAACACUACCCAUAAUGACUGCUAGGUUAUGUUCUUUAAAAGUAAAUUUACUGUACACAGAGGUGCCAUUUUUAAUUAAAUUUUGUUAACUACAUUAGAUGUGAGAAAGGUCAAGAACAUUAUGUAGUCUGGUCUUGACCCUGUCAUGUUGAUUUCCCUUGCUUCCAUUGUCAGAUGUUUUCUUGUGUUAGCGAUUGCUCAAAAGUGCUGUAUUAUACUAUCAUCAAUGAUGCCUAAAAAAAAUUCUUACAAUAUAAACAUCACUUCAGUCACCACAUAAAACAAUUAUUCAGAAUUUUUUAACUCGGGACAAUUAACUAGCAAUAAUGUACAUGAAGGAUCUUGAAGUCCAAAUACUUUAUAGUUACCAGAUUUUCUCACUAUAUCUAUCUGUAAUAAUAAUUAUGUGUUAAACGCCAUAAAAUCGUUUUAAAGGGAUUUGUUCAUGUCUUGUUUGCUAGAUUUUGUUAAACUCGUUGAAGCCGAGUUAUUUUACGAAUUUCUAACAGCAACUGGCAUAUACUCAAUUUUGAAUUUUGUUUUUGUAAAUCUUUACUAAAAUAGUUCAUAUUUAUAAUAGCAUUACUGACACAAAUUAGAGCUCUUUUUGUCACAUUUUUAAAUAGUUAUUAACAAUUAAGAUCUUGUUUAAACUUCUAAGGGUUAUUAAGGUGCCACCCUAUAAAACGUGAAUAAGUCCCUUAAAGAAUACAAUAUGAAUAUCCAUCUGGCAGGUAUUUGUGUUUGUGCUGUUUAAGCAGGACAUGCAGAAAUGCUUGUCACCAUGGUCACUUAUAGCUCUGUGGCCUGUUUCACCACUAGCUAGAUUAUUCUCAUCAUCAGACACCCAUUAUACACUACAACGCUUUGCUUUGUUGGGUAACCUGGGGAUUUGACAAGAAAAUUAUAUUGUCAUAAAAAAAUAAUGAGGCAGUUUCAGUGGUUCCCCAAAGUACCAAAUGCAGACGUAUGCACGGACACUCAUUCUAAUGUUUUCCCGUAGAAAAAGUAUUCUGGUAAAAGCUAGAAUUGAACCCCGUCCACAAGCAGUCUAGACCAAUCGCCCAUGAAACUAUUGAUAAUACAGAUAUUUGAAGAGUAUUUAAUUGUUACAUGCAAAUUAAUUGGAUUAAGAGUUAUCUCCCCUACCUCAUGCAUAUUCAUUAACAAGAUUAUGUCAGUCAAUUGUGCUAUGGUUUUUAUAAAGUGUAACAGAAUAAUCAAUGGUGGCUGCCGAUGAUGUGUUUUUCUUUAUAGAUUUUUCUUGCAUGUAUUCAAAACCAGGUAUGUGUCUGAUAGCAGUACAUGUAUUACCGGUACUAGUAUACUUAUUUUCAUGAACCUGAUUGUUUAAGACCAUUUCCACAUAAUUUUUAUUCACUCUCCUAAUGAAAAUAAUAUUUUGUGGUUGCUGUGUUUAUCUUUUUGCUUCACAAAGCAUAUAAACAUGCUAAAGUCUAACAAUACAUACUCUUGUCCAAGCAUUCAAAAAAUAAACCUACAACGGUUUUUGAAAUGAUGAUCUGAUUAUAUGAUAUUAAUAUUUUGGUUGACUUUAAGCUGUACGUUUUUAGCAUGGCUUAUCUAUAAAACUCUGGAUUGCAUCAGGGAAAAUAAUUUGUAUGUAUACAUUCCUUUCCCAAUGGCUGAGGUUUUGAUUGUUGUUGUUGUUGAUUUAGAAAUUAAAAAUAAAUAUUGCACAAUU